AUGGCGGUCCCUCAGAGGACACUGAAUUGGCUGUAUAGUGUCCUGUCCAAAGAUCACUAUGAUCCACAACAGACCUACCGCGACCCAAACCGGACCUACCACGAUGUCGCCAAUGCGCUCUCCCAGUACCCCUCGCUCUCCCCUCGAACAGAUGUCUACACCUACGAGACAGGGUUCUCGGCCCUCCUCCUUCAUCUUGUGGGCACGUUGCCUGUCACCUUCCGAGGAACGACAUAUCGAUUUCCCAUUGCGCUUUGGAUUCCAAAUACAUACCCACGCGACCCUCCAAUUGCCUACGUGACGCCGACGCAGGAAAUGGCUGUCCGAGUUGGGCAACAUGUGACGCUGGAGGGACAGGUGUACCACCACUAUCUAGCACACUGGGCUGAAGCCUGGGAGAGAUCCAACAUUGCCGAUCUUCUUUCUAUUCUUCAGGAUGUAUUUGCCAAGGAGCCACCAGUCCGAUACAGACAACAAGUGCCACAUCCUCAGCUGGAAGCUGCGCAAACACCCCCGCCCUUACCUCCCCUUCCACCCGGUGUCGGAUCUUCAAGACAAGCUCAGUCUAUGUCUCCGCCUACAAGCCAAGGCCAGCGUCAGAGCCAGAUUCCACCCCCGCCUCCGCCGAAGCCAGGCGCGGCUGGAGAACAUCUGCAGCAGCAACAACAACGGCACCCGGUCGAUCAAUAUCAAUAUUCCCCACCGCUACCUCCACCAAAAGAGCAAGGCUCUCGUCAACCAUAUGUGUCCGCACAAUUGGCUAGCCCAAGAAUCCACUCAUACCAGAAUUACGCGCCACCGGCCCAAACUGGAGGGCCGAUAAGCAGUCCUCGUCCCUUGUCACACCCACCAAUCCAUCAGCCAGCGGGGCAGCCCCAGUCGGCGCAGGGUCAAGCACCGUAUUAUAGAAACAGUGGUGCGCCGCUCCAUCAUGCGGCUGGGUCUUUAAGCCAACUCCCUCUUCAAGCUCAACCUACGGGGGCUCACUUGCCUAUGCAGCCGCAAUUCCCCCAGCAACCACACCAGCAACCGCUUGGUCCCCCAUAUCCUCAGCAUUCUCCAUACCCAUCCAAUUAUCCCCGUCCACCCCCAGCAGCUCCCAUCAAGGCCGACACACCCGACCUUCUAACCUCGCCAUUUGAAGUCGAGCUACCCUCAAUCGCGCCAGCAGGACCAGCGCCUCCCAUCCCGCCAAACCCAGAGAAAGAUGCACUCCUUCAUGUCGUGUCCCAGACCCUGGCGGAAACCCUCCGUGCUAACGCUGCUCAAUCCGACACGGCAGCGCAGUCUCUUGUCUCACAAUCACAGUCCCUGCAUGGCGCUAUGACCACACUGCAGGGGGAACUCUCGGCGCUCAAUACUCUCCAUGCGACCCUCCAAUCCAACACCGCUGUCCUACAGCAAUCUAUCCAUCGCGCCGACGCUACCAUUGCAGACGCGCAGGCCCGCUCUGUCUCCGCUUCUGGCGCUGCUUCAAGCUCCGCUACUCCAGACACUCCGGCCGGCCAGCCCCCAAUUGAUGACGUCCUAGUCGCCCCCACCGUGGUAGGGAAACAGCUAUAUGAUUUAGUGGCCGAGGAGCAAGGUAUACAGCAAGCGCUCUAUGCGUUGCAGGCUGCGCUGGUCCGCGGUGUUAUUGGUGUCGAUUCCUGGUCACGGCAUACACGGAGUCUUGCACGUGAAGCUCUUCUCAAGCGGGCAUUGAUUCGUAAAAUCGGACGUGGAAUGGGGCUGGAUGAGAGUGUGGCUUGA
Molecule: messenger RNA, 1752 nt
Organism: Penicillium roqueforti
Lineage: Eukaryota; Fungi; Ascomycota; Eurotiomycetes; Eurotiales; Aspergillaceae
Exons: 4
Coding region: 1-1752 (583 amino acids)
Biological process (GO): endosome to lysosome transport; protein transport; protein modification process
Cellular component (GO): ESCRT I complex
Molecular function (GO): ubiquitin binding
Source: RefSeq, a predicted model, not a curated record